CGCAAACAGCUGUUACUUGUCAAGCUUGUCAAGCAGUCACAUAAUCAAGAUGGCUGGAACUAAAGUGCUCCGCUCCUUGCUACACGAAUUGCGUCAGUCGGCAAAAGAUCCUGGAGGCAUUAAGAACUCACUGGCCGCCCGCUACAUUCUGGCGCAGUACAAAAAAUUCGAAACAACCGAUCAGCAGUUGUGCAAGGCUCGCAACGAGGCAAUCUUUCUGGGCCAAACAUAUUUAACCUAUCUUAGCAGUUUGCGCAAAUACAACGAACUCUACAAGGAGUACCAUGGUCGUGGGGAACGCACGGUGAAGGAAACAGCAGACCUUGUCGGCUUCAAGCUGCCUACAGACCCGAAGUGAUGUUAAUUUAGCAAUGUAAACUGUGCAGUGUUGGCCCAUAAAUAUGUAUAAAUUGAA
Molecule: messenger RNA, 415 nt
Organism: Drosophila grimshawi
Lineage: Eukaryota; Metazoa; Arthropoda; Insecta; Diptera; Drosophilidae
Product: protein FMC1 homolog
Exons: 2
Coding region: 50-358 (102 amino acids)
Cellular component (GO): mitochondrion
Source: RefSeq, a predicted model, not a curated record